Penicillium atrosanguineum is the source of this 1122-nucleotide messenger RNA. RefSeq lists its product as uncharacterized. The record is from RefSeq and is a predicted model, not a curated record. The transcript has a single exon. Bases 1 to 1122 code for a protein of 373 amino acids. NCBI's taxonomy places the organism in Eukaryota, Fungi, Ascomycota, Eurotiomycetes, Eurotiales, Aspergillaceae.
AUGGCCAAUAUCACCGCCGCCGGGGAUGGCAUCACCGGCGGCUAUAUGGGAAGCUCCCUCGGCCUCAAGAUUACUAUCGCGACUUUGGCCGGUGUUACCUGGUAUAAUGCCUUUGAACUGGUGGUUCUAAUCUUUGUCACUUUCGCCCAGUAUCGCGGUCUUUACUUCUGGAGUCUUCUCAUCUCGUCCUCUGUCGGCCUCAUCCCUUACUCGCUCGGCUUCCUGCUCAAGUUCUUCCACCUCACCGAUGCGACCUGGCUGCCAGUUACCUUUCUUACCGUGGGUUGGUGGUGCAUGGUAACUGGCCAGUCAAUAGUACUAUACUCGCGCUUGCACCUGGUGCUGUCGAACCAUCGGAUACUGCGACGCGUGUUAACCAUGAUCCUUGUCGAUGCCGUUGUGCUACACCUUCCAACUACCGUCCUCACCUUCGGCAGCAAUCUGGCUCCUGCGAAUGCCCGACAACCCUAUAUAAAUGGAUACAAUGUGAUGGAAAAGAUCCAGAUGACCGGGUUCUGCAUACAAGAGUUCGUCAUCUCUGGUCUCUAUAUCUGGGAAACUGUUCGCAUGAUACGCCUCGAUCCGGACCGAACCAAGCGCAAGAUUCAGUACCAGCUCAUCAUCAUCAACUUGGUCAUCAUUGGGAUGGAUCUGGGCCUGUUGGUUGCCGAAUUUAAGAACUUCUAUAUCAUGGAGACUAUGCUCAAGGGCGCCGUGUACAGCAUCAAGUUGAAACUGGAGUUUGCUGUCCUCGGCAAAUUAAUACACCUCGUCCACAACCAUGUUUGGAAAGCAGAGUCCUUCUCUGGUCCAAGCGAGCUCCCUGACUUUGUUGACGCCACCCGCGUCACGUCCGACCUCACUCACGCCGCCCCCACCAUCACUCGAGACCGGGGACCCUCAUGGAUGGACGCCGACGACGUCUCCAUCGCCAUGUUCGAGCACUCACCAUCGGUAGAUGCCAAUGGCGUACCCUCGGACAUUUCCAAUUCCUGGAGCAGUGAGACACGCAUUAAUCAUGGUGACCAUAUCACCAUCGACUUCAUCAACCCUUUCUGUCGGUACCAGAGCUGGCAGAGCAGAUCGUCUAGGCUGCCCGACACUCCGGAAAAACAUGGAUGA